Xenopus tropicalis (tropical clawed frog) is the source of this 2705-nucleotide messenger RNA. It is a transcript of the gene zfp36, whose product is annotated as ZFP36 ring finger protein. Gene Ontology annotation, molecular function: mRNA binding; mRNA 3'-UTR AU-rich region binding; metal ion binding. Lineage: Eukaryota; Metazoa; Chordata; Amphibia; Anura; Pipidae. Gene Ontology annotation, cellular component: P-body; nucleus; cytoplasm. The record is from RefSeq and is marked provisional. Gene Ontology annotation, biological process: negative regulation of translation; positive regulation of nuclear-transcribed mRNA catabolic process, deadenylation-dependent decay; 3'-UTR-mediated mRNA destabilization.
GCUGUGUGACAGAAGCUUCCCUGCUGGAUCAGUAUGUCCUCUAUCCUGGAUAUUCACACUCUCUAUCAGAAUUUGCGCAACCUGGAUCUUUCAGAAGAUCUUGAUUCUCCAAGAGAAGGGAAAUUACUUAGUACUCAACGGAGACAUUCCUGUACCCCUGACCUCGAUGAUCUGUACAGGCCCUCAAUUGAUUCUUGGAACUUUGACCUUCCACGAGCCCCAUUCCGAAGUGACCGUUCGAUAAGCCUGACAGAAGGACCACGGUUGACAAUUCCUGCUCCUCCACCUGGAUUUCCACCCCUCAAGACUGCUCUUCCUGCAUUACCUGCCCCCUCUCCUCGCUACAAAACAGAACUGUGUCGCACAUUCUCUGAAACAGGCAUCUGUAAAUAUGGAGCUAAGUGCCAGUUUGCCCAUGGCAAGAUAGAACUUCGAGAGCCAAACCGUCACCCAAAGUAUAAGACCGAGCUAUGCCACAAGUUCUACUUGUAUGGAGAGUGUCCCUAUGGAUCACGCUGCAAUUUCAUCCACCACCCCAGUGAGCAAGGAACUUCCCAGCACGUGUUGCGGCAAAGCCUCAGCUAUUCUGGUGUGCCAAGCAAGAGGGGUUCCCCACCCCCACCUGGAUUACCAGACCCUGCUGCCUUCUCCAGAGCACCUUCAGUUUCUCCUCCACCAUCCUCUGAGCUGCUCUUUUCUCCAAUCCCCACUGAAGCACGAAGCCAUGUGUCUUCACUGAGAUCAGCCGAUUCUUACUCACAUUGCUGCUCAUGUCGUUGCUCCAGAGCAGGAACAAUCACCCAGGAUCUCCUGUCUACCCACAUGCUCCUGCGCUCACCUUCAUGCAGCUCACUGCCAGAGACUGAAUGCUACAGCAGUGGGUCAGAAUCUCCAGUUUUUGAGCAGUCUUAUCAUUCACCUCCUCCACCUACUAAGAGGCUACCAAUCUUCAACAGGUUGUCGGUGUCAGAUUGAAACAGGGAAAUACCCUAGCCUAGCAGCAGUUGGGGGGAUACAGUUUUCUUGUUAAAUCGCACUAACACAAUCAUGUCCUUAGAUAGCAACAAGGUACUCUGAGAGUUAUUUCUCCAGCAGACAAGUUGGAGGCUUCAGGGAUCUUCCCAGAUUACCUUGAGAUGUUCUCAGGAUAAGAAAAACCAGCCUAGCACCUUCUUGCCAAUUCUUCGGCAGAACUGAGUUCUGUCUCUGUAGUCAAUGUGUUUUUGCAUAUGAUUGAAGGAAAACUAUAGCCAAAACACUAGCUGCUUCUAUAUGAAUAAGUAUUUUGCAACAUACAUUUGUGGAAGUGGCUCUUCACCUCCUACUACAAUUUUAUUGUAAAACACAGCCAGAUAUUAGUCUUAGAGAUCAUAAAGCAAAAGAAAACUGUUCCUGCUCAACAUCUUAAAAAGUUCUUAAAUAAUAUUUGCUAUAUUCUUCAAAGACACCUAUAUAUAUAUAUAUAUAUAUAUAUUUAUAUAUAUAUAUAUAUAUAUAUAUAUAUAUAUAUAUAAUCAUACUUUUUCACAUAGGAGCAUCAUGUGCCUAAGCUAUAGUUUUUCCUUAACUUUUUUUUCCAUAAUAUGCAUGAAACCUUUUCAGAGGAUACAUCCCUGUGUCUCAGAGCUGAAAGAUAUUUAUUAUAGUUAUUAUGAAUAUUGUUUAAGGGCCUUAGUCUCUCAAAUGUGCAAGUGCCCUGAAUUAUGUAGCAGAACAAGGUACAAUGUGCAGGCCUCCAGUUGCACCCUGUGUUUUGGCUGGUUCCAAACAUACAGAAGUGUCACUUGGUCUGGACCUGUAGCUGUGCCCUGGAAACUCCACCCAACCCCAGAAUUCCUAUCCCAUUGCAGAGGGAAGUACUAUAAUGUGUAGCUAGCCUAAUUUACCUGAGCUUCUGCCCACAGCUCACAGCUUCAUGUGCCUCUCUACAUAUAAUAUCCAAGCACUUGCUGUAGAUAAACUCUCAUCUAAACAUAGCAUGGACACACACUGAUGUGAAUAAUAGUACAGAUGCACUCUGCUCUUUGUGUAAUAGAGACAUAACCUUCUCUGUGCAAACUAAAGAUACGUGGCUCCUUUAACAUAGAUACUGCUCUACAUAAAUAUAGAUAUAUAUCUAUAUACAUAAAUAUCGAUGUACCCUGUCUUUGUAUAAUGCACAUAUUGGUCUGUGUAAAAGAUAUUUCUAGUGUUGUGUGUAUAAGAAACUUCAGCACAUGCUGCUUUGCUUAUAAUACAGCACCCAGCCCAUCAGACAGACUGUAGACACACACAGAUCAUAUUCAGUGCUUGCUAGUUUUUAAACUCCAUUGCAUUGGACUAUGCUACUGUCUUUGAUGAUCCAUGGUGCAGGGUUAGGCACGCAUUGCAGUACUUCCUAGCAGCAAAGGGUCAUUCCUAACAAUGUGUGUCCUACCUCACAGUUACACUGACAGGUCCUUUCUGGCAAUCAAGGAGUUAAAAUCAGGCACAAACAAGAAAUGUAGGGAGCAGAGAAACUUUAUCAGCAAAACCUGAUACUAAUUCAUACCUUGAUCUUUAACCUUAAAGUGUGCUUCUUCUAACGUGUAUUAAUCUAUUUAUAUCAUAUUUAUUUUUAAAAAUGAAAAAUAUAUUUAUCAUUUUUUAUUAUUUUGUAAAUAAUAUCUAUUUGUCAGCAUUUGCAAUGAGUUUAUAAUCUGAAAUAAAGAGAUUUGCAUACAAAG